Molecule: messenger RNA, 4735 nt
Organism: Seriola dumerili (greater amberjack)
Lineage: Eukaryota; Metazoa; Chordata; Actinopteri; Carangiformes; Carangidae
Product: ephrin type-B receptor 1
Exons: 17
Coding region: 13-2916 (967 amino acids)
Biological process (GO): protein phosphorylation; cell surface receptor protein tyrosine kinase signaling pathway; axon guidance
Cellular component (GO): plasma membrane; neuron projection
Molecular function (GO): protein binding; ATP binding; transmembrane-ephrin receptor activity
Source: RefSeq, a predicted model, not a curated record
ACAUCCUCUGCGAUGGAAGAGACCGUGAUGGACACUCGGGUGGCCACAGCUGAACUGGGCUGGACAGCAUAUCCUAAUUCCGGGUGGGAGGAGGUGAGUGGCUAUGACGAGAACCUCAACACCAUCAGGACCUACCAGGUGUGUAAUGUCUUCGAGUCCAGUCAAAACAACUGGCUCCUCACCACCUUCAUUGAUCGGCGUGGAGCACAGCGCAUCUAUGUGGAAAUUCGAUUCACCGUGCGUGACUGCAGCUCCAUCCCCAACGUCCCCGGCUCCUGCAAGGAGACGUUUAAUCUCUACUACUACGAAACUGACGCAGUCAUAGCCACCAAAGGCUCCGCCUUCUGGAUGGAGGCCCCUUACCUCAAGGUGGACACCAUUGCUGCAGAUGAAAGCUUCUCACAGGUGGAUUUUGGCGGACGCCUGAUGAAGGUCAACACAGAGGUGCGGAGCUUCGGCCCACUGUCUAAAAAUGGCUUCUACCUGGCCUUUCAGGACUAUGGUGCCUGCAUGUCUCUGCUGUCAGUCAGGGUCUUUUAUAAGAAGUGCCCAAGUGUGGUCCAGAACUUUGCAAUCUUUCCAGAGACGAUGACAGGGGCUGAAAGCACCUCCCUGGUCAUCGCAAGAGGGAUCUGCAUCCCCAACUCAGAGGAAGUAGAUGUUCCUAUAAAGCUCUACUGCAACGGAGAUGGAGAGUGGAUGGUUCCUAUCGGCAGCUGCACGUGUAAGGCUGGAUUUGAACCUGACAACGGCAACGUAUGUCGAGCUUGCCCACCGGGUACCUUCAAGUCAACCCAGGGUCCUGGUCUGUGUCUACAGUGUCCUCCCAACAGCCGCUCCACAGCUGAGGCUGCCACCAUCUGUGUGUGCCGCAACGGCUACUACCGCGGGGACGCUGAUCAGCCGGAUGAGCCCUGCACAAGUGUCCCAUCCAGCCCAAGGAAUGUGAUCUCCAUUGUGAAUGAAACCUCUGUGAUCCUGGAGUGGCAUUCCCCCAGGGAGACGGGUGGCCGCGACGAUGUCGUCUACAACAUAGUUUGCAAGAAGUGUCGCACCGACCGGCGCUCCUGCUCCCACUGCGACGACAACGUGGAUUUCGUCCCGCGACAGCUGGGUCUGACUGAGACCAGAGUGUUCAUCAGCAACCUGUGGGCUCACACCCUCUACAGCUUCGAGAUACAGGCUGUCAAUGGAGUUAGUAAUAAGAGCCCGUAUCCCGCCCAGCAUGUCUCCAUAGACAUCACCACCAAUCAGGCCGCUCCCUCCAUAGUUCCCAUCAUGCACCAGAUCAGCUCCACCAUGAAUAGCUUCACACUGUCAUGGCCACAGCCGGAACAGCCCAAUGGCAUCAUUCUGGACUACGAGCUGCGUUACUACGAGAAGGACCAUGCAGAGAUUAACUCCACCAUCCUGCGGAGCCAAACUAACACUGCACGCGUGGAGGGCCUCAGGCCGGGUACAGUCUACGUGGUGCAGGUGCGAGCACGGACUGUGGCUGGCUUUGGCAAAUACAGCAGCAAGAUGUGCUUCCAAACCCUCACAGAUGAUGACUUCAAGUCGGAGCUGAGGGAACAGCUUCCUCUGAUUGCAGGGUCAGCUGCAGCAGGAGUGGUCUUUAUUGUUUCCCUCGUUGCCAUCUCCAUCGUGUGCAGCAGGAAAAGGGCAUACACCAAGGAGGCGGUGUACAGUGACAAGUUGCAACAUUACAGCGCAGGAAGAGGCUCUCCGGGGAUGAAGAUCUACAUUGACCCCUUUACCUACGAGGACCCCAACGAGGCUGUCCGAGAGUUCGCCAAGGAGAUCGACGUCUCCACUGUCAAGAUCGAGGAAGUCAUCGGUGCAGGUGAGUUUGGGGAGGUCUACAAGGGCCGUUUGAAGCUGCCUGGUAAAAGGGAGAUCUAUGUAGCCAUCAAGACCCUGAAGGCAGGCUACGUGGAGAAGCAGAGGCGGGACUUCCUGUCUGAGGCGUCAAUCAUGGGUCAGUUCGACCACCCAAACAUUAUCCGUCUGGAGGGCGUCGUCACAAAGAGCCGUCCUGUCAUGAUCGUCACAGAGUUCAUGGAGAACGGUGCCCUUGACUCAUUCCUCAGGCAAAAUGACGGUCAGUUUACGGUGAUCCAGUUGGUGGGAAUGAUGCGUGGGAUCUCGGCAGGGAUGAAAUAUCUCUCCGAAAUUAACUACGUCCAUCGUGACCUGGCUGCGCGAAACAUUUUGGUCAACAGCAACUUGGUGUGUAAAGUGUCCGACUUCGGUCUGUCCCGCUACCUACAGGAUGACACUUCUGAUCCCAGCUACACCAGCUCUCUGGGUGGGAAGAUCCCAGUGAGGUGGACAGCACCAGAGGCCAUCGCUUACAGAAAGUUCACCUCGGCUAGUGACGUGUGGAGCUACGGCAUUGUCAUGUGGGAAGUGAUGUCUUUUGGAGAGAGGCCUUACUGGGACAUGUCCAACCAAGAUGUGAUUAAUGCCAUCGAGCAGGACUACCGUCUGCCACCACCCAUGGACUGCCCCAGUGCCCUGCACCAGUUAAUGCUGGACUGUUGGCAGAAAGACCGCAACGUACGACCCCGCUUCACCGACAUCGUCAGCACCCUGGACAAGAUGAUCCGUAACCCCACCAGCCUCAAAGCUGUAGCCAACAUCCCUGCAGUGCCUUCUCAGCCACUGUUGGACAGAUCCAUACCUGACUUCAACACCUUCAGCUCAGUAGAGGACUGGCUCACUGCCAUCAAGAUGAGCCAGUACAGAGACAACUUCCUCAACUCAGGCUUUACAUCCCUGCAGCUGGUGGCUCAAAUGACCUCAGAGGACUUGCUGAGGAUAGGAGUGACCCUGGCAGGCCACCAGAAGAAGAUCCUCAGUAAUAUCCAGUCCAUGAGGGUGCAGAUGAGCCAGUCACCCAUCACUAUGGCAUGACUACAGGGGGCGCUGUGCCACGGAACGGGCAGCAUUCGCAGGACCAACAACAAUGGCAGCCCUCGAAUGACCCCCGAUCCAUCGGAACGCGCCAGAGUGGAGACUAUUGUCUUAAUCUAAUCCACAAACCAUGACAACAGGAGACCAGGGUCUACACUACCACUUGGUUAAUAGCUAUCACACUUCAUGCAAUCCACGCCAGGAGUUCAGGGUCCAGACUUGAUACUGUUUCUCUACUGAUCCACAAAAAGAGGACAGACAUCAUUUUGCUGUGGGUAUGAACAGCCAUUCAUGUCAUUGUGAACCAAAAUAACAAUCGGAUGUUGACACAGGGAAUCUCGCACAAGUUCAGACUGUAUGGUAAAAUGAGUGAUAUUGUACUUCUAUAUUAUCUGGACUAGAAAAUUGUAAACAGAAGUGUGAGACACUUAGAAACAACGUGUGACCUGUGAUUUUAUCCAUACUGUCGUCAAUGUGUGCAAUGAAGAUGCCUUGACCUGGCCAGAAAUAAGUCUCAGAAGAAAAAGCAAUUACCAGUAGGAAUAAUUAGAGGAAGAAGAAUACAGGGAUGUACAGUGGAGCACCAUUUUCAACUUUCACAUCAUCUUUUGCUUGUUUGAAGAAUUUGACAAAAUGUAUCGUAAAUGAACUGGUGAAAAUUCAGAGCUUAGUUAUAUUUUUGUCUUCUACCAUCUGUUUGAUUGUUUGUUUGUUUGUUUGUUUUAUCACUAUAGCAAGAUGCCGUCCACUUGUAUUUUAACUUUAACACUACCUGUGGAGUCCUGGGUGGAAGGCCUUGCCAAAGGACUUCUUAGCCAGCCCCACCCAGAUUCAGAGAAUAUAAAUAUGUUUAUCUCUUGCUAAAUAUGAUUAUAUCUUUCAUAAUAAACCUUCAUAUUGAAGGUGAUAUGUAUGAAUAUGUAUGUACAGAACUCUCUGCUUGCAUUUUUGGCAAAGACAUGUUUGUUGACUAGAUUGUGAUAGACACAUGCAAUGUGUUAGAUUCCUACGAUGCCCUGGUUCCCUUCGGACGACUGAACAACAGACACUGGCUUGUUCCAGGGGCACAAGGACAAUCCUGACUGAAUCUUAACCUGAGGAAAAUAUAAAAGGAAUCAUGGGCAAAGAAUUGGUAUUGUAGAUCUAUAUGAAAAAAUGCUGUAGGAGUUAAAAUAAUUGACAAAAUAUCCAUUUACUGGAGAUCAUGUUAAAUGUGGGUGUACACAUGCUGUCUCUUGCUGGUGAGCACUUACUUGUACAGAUUUGAUUUAUGUUAGAUUUUCUUUUUGAUCCGUUGUUGUUGUUUGUGUUGGGAGUGCGCAGCGCCAUCCAGAGGGGAAGGGAACUCCACGCCUCAGCCGGCCCAAAUCCAUGACUCCAGACUUAGAGAUUUACACACACAUAAAACAGUAUACACAUCGCACUUCAUGUUCACACACACACACACACACACACUGAACACCAAGAAGUAUUUGCUGUCGGCAAAGGAGGAAGACCAGGUGAAAUGGGACCUUUCCAGGAUACCAGUCACGACCUCCCUCUAUGGUACACAAUGGAUGGUGAAGCUGAAUAUCUGUGUGCACAUGUCAUAGUUUGUUUAUUUGUGUGUGCGAGAGACUGAUUUCAUGUGUGUGCAUAGGCACAUUUGUGUACAGACAUUUAUGUGUGCACAGGUACAUUGUUUAAGAGCGUGAAUGGUUCCUUUUUCUUUUCUUUUUUUUUGUUUCUGUAUAGCUACCACUUGUAAAUUGUGACAAGUAUGUGUCAAGAGUUUGUAAGCUGUAACUUUCUGAGAAAUAUUGUACUAAAAUGCACUCAA